Molecule: messenger RNA, 2328 nt
Organism: Dichotomopilus funicola
Lineage: Eukaryota; Fungi; Ascomycota; Sordariomycetes; Sordariales; Chaetomiaceae
Exons: 5
Coding region: 1-2328 (775 amino acids)
Biological process (GO): sphingolipid biosynthetic process
Cellular component (GO): endoplasmic reticulum membrane
Molecular function (GO): 3-dehydrosphinganine reductase activity
Source: RefSeq, a predicted model, not a curated record
AUGGACAUCUUGCAAAGGCUCGGUAUCUCUCUCCCCGUUGCCACCGGAUCAAUUGGCCUCAUAAUAGCUCUCAUCGCAGCAAUGGGAUUGUUUGGGAAGAAGAACCACAUGCCCGUUGCGGGCCGGACAAUCCUUUUGACCGGUGCCUCGGAGGGCAUGGGUCGCAGCGCGGCCAUCCGGCUCGCAGCCAAGGGCGCUCAUCUGAUCCUCGUGUCCCGCAAUUUGGAGCGUCUUGAAGAAUCCCUCGCCGCCGUGAGGGCCGCCGCCGCAUCCCCAGCAACGCAGCGGUUCACCUACAUCUCAGCUGACGUCUCCGAGCCCGACUAUGCCACAGGAGUGGUUGCCCAAGCCACGGCCUGGAACGGCGGGCGAAGCCCCGACAUUGUUUGGUGUGUAGCAGGACUCUCUACACCGCUGCUCUGGACCGACGACAACGCCAUGGCGGCAGCACGCCGCAACAUGGACGUCAACUACUUUGGCUCGGCCGAGAUGUCCCGCGCCAUUCUACGCGAGUGGUUGCGGCCCGAGAACGCAGCUCCCGGUCGCAACUCUGAACCUAAGCACAUCAUCUUCACCGCAUCAGUGCUCGCGCUGUUUGCCAUUGUUGGCUACGCCCCAUACACCCCAUCCAAAUGGGCCCUCCGCGGUCUAGCCGAUACCCUAGCCAUGGAGGUCAACCUGUACCCGGAUCACCCGAUCAAACUGCACGUAGUGUGCCCAGCGACCAUCACCAGCCCCGGCCUGGAGCGUGAAAACCAGACCAAGCCGGCUAUCACAGUGGAGCUAGAGAAGGAUGAACCGCCGCAAACCCCCGACACGGUGGCCGAGAAGGCGAUUGCCGGUUUGGAACGGGGCGACUACUUUGUCGCGGUGUCGUUCCUGGGCAAUCUUAUGCGCUGUGGCGUGAUGGGCGCGUCCCCACGGAAUAAUUGGCUGCUGGAUACUCUGUUGGGCUGGUUUAUCCCCAUAAUCUACUUUUUCGUGUUGAAGAUUAUGAAUGGGCAGGUUAGGGGGUGGACGAGCACUCAUGGGAACCCGGCCAAGACGAGGCCAAAGAGAAAGAUAUCUCGGGGACGGCUGGUUUCAGAAAUUCAACCCACGAUUGGCAUGAAAUCAUCAGUCAUCCGCUCACAGCGCGGCCGACCCAAUAAGGUGACGAAGCAAGGUCCUCCGCCACGCGGUCGCACUCCGCGCCAGGUGACAGCAACUCAUUUGGCCGCCACUCACGAGGACGACCAAGCGCACGUUACCCUGUCCGGCGAGCUUAAAGACGGCGAAGGUGACCCGAGUUCCGUAUUUGAGGACGUGAGGAUGGGUGCGGAGGACUACGCCGCUGCUGCUGCUGCCGCUGCCGCCAUGGACAACGAUCUAACGGAAGACGCCCACGGUGAGGCCGAAGCCGAUGCCGAGAUGGACGACGAUGACGACGGUACCGGUGCUUCGUCAAACAUGCCUCAUGUAGAUCUCACCGCCGCCAACAUUCUCGUCAACGGCGGGAGCAACCCGCAGGGUGUUCCCCUUUCCCAGCCCGUCCAGGAGCAGCUGCAAGAGAUGCAGCAAAACCUAUCACACGCCCAUCAACAUCAACACCCGCAUCAGCCAGCUGCUCAAAUGGGCGGUCAUCAGGGCGUAGACCAGUCCAUGGUCAAGACGACGGAGGAUCUUUCGCGGGACUCCGGGUACGGCGACCUCAACGUUGAGAGUGCAUUGGCCAAGCGGUUAGCUCGAGAGCCCGGCCAGCGCCUCGCCCAACAACGCCGUCCCGAGCAAGCCUUGAACCUUGCGCGACGUAGCAACGUCGAGGCUCUCUUUGCCCACAUUGCCGGCGAGCCCGCCCGUAUUCCCUGCAAGAACUGCCACAAGGGGCAUGGGCCAUGGACGAGCUGUGUCGUUGUUGAUGGUCAGAUGUGUGGCAGCUGUGCCAACUGUUGGUUCAACGCCAGUGGAGCCCGUUGCAGCUUUCACGAAACGCGCAAUCCACAGGCCGUUGCCCAGCAUCCUGCUAUCCUUCCAGCCGCCCCUGCCGGGUUCAGUAACGACCCGGGCUAUCGCCUCGGCGCGGCCUCUCACCCGCUGUUACCUCAUGGAGCCGCCGCGCUCGGGGGUGUCACCCAUCCAGGCGGGUUGCUGAUUAACAAUCCGGUACUCCAACAGAUGGUCAACCGAGCGAUGGGCGAAGUCCGCCAGGCCGACAAGGCCACACGCCAACUUAUCCGAAUUGAGAUUGCCGCCAAGCAGCUGGCUCUGCAAAUCGUCGAGACCGAGGAGAUGGUUAACCACCAAGACCAGGCUGGCCAGCAGGUCCUUAACGAUGAAUCUGGGGCAUAG